GUUGAUUUGGUUGCUGACUCAGAAGAUCACCGAGAAUCUGAAGAAUUGUGAAGUUCGAGUCGCAGAAAUAUUGUAAAUAUUGUCCUCCCCAUCGCAAAGCUAAAUGCAACAACAUCUCAAGGAUCAACUAGCUGAACUACGACUCUGUCUUGCAGCAUUGCCAGCAGACAUACCUAUUCCAAAGGAGUCAAAGUAUAAAUUCUUGAACUUCAGCCCAGAUGCUGAAUGGGCUGCAGACAUUGGCGAGGCUGCUGCCAUCAAUCGAGAGCUAGAAAAAUUUCCGGGUGAUGUUAUCCUGGAGAAAUGGGUUGACGACACUCUUGAAGCUGCGCGGGGCCUCAUUCUUGCCACUGGAAAAGCUUCAAUCAUACUCAGAUACCUGGGAAACGAAAGCCUAAGGUUCAGAAGCUCGAAUACCCACAUAUUGUCAACCUUCGAUGACGACCGGUACAUCAGUGCUGGUGAAGAUGAGGACAGUCGAAAAGGUGGUGCCAAGAUGCACCCACUGCUUCGCAAGCAAGUGGUCCCACUGGGGAAAAACUUGUUUGGUGCAUUGCCAGCCGUGGCUGUAACAUCGCCUGGUCAUGGCCAAGAGCUCGGCAACUCCCAACAUACUCAUACUUUGAAACAGCCAGUAGCACCAACAGUCGCUCCUUCCGUCAAAUGGCGAGAUAUAUGUUCAGACUCGGAUGCCGAAGCUGGGGAUUGGCUUGAUAAUGGUGAUAUUGCAGACCAUGUGGGUUUAGCUGGCGUGAAAAGCACUGAGUUCAAUGUGGGUAAAGAUAUUGACUUAUCAUCCACUUACCUCCUCAAUAUCCUGUCAGACCACACCGUACAGCCCACGGUUGCUUGCGGAGGCCUGUUGACACCAAAGGUGAUGGCUGAUCAAGCCACAACUUCGUCCUUGACAUCGAUGGAUGACGAGUGGGAGAAAUGGUGA
Molecule: messenger RNA, 940 nt
Organism: Suillus paluster
Lineage: Eukaryota; Fungi; Basidiomycota; Agaricomycetes; Boletales; Suillaceae
Exons: 5
Coding region: 104-940 (278 amino acids)
Source: RefSeq, a predicted model, not a curated record